Messenger RNA from Pieris napi, 3329 nucleotides. RefSeq names its product ATP-dependent RNA helicase me31b (gene me31B). The transcript is spliced from 8 exons. Gene Ontology annotation, biological process: P-body assembly; cytoplasmic stress granule assembly. Gene Ontology annotation, cellular component: cytoplasmic stress granule; P-body. Bases 303 to 1637 code for a protein of 444 amino acids. Gene Ontology annotation, molecular function: RNA helicase activity; mRNA binding; ATP binding. The record is from RefSeq and is a predicted model, not a curated record. Lineage: Eukaryota; Metazoa; Arthropoda; Insecta; Lepidoptera; Pieridae.
UUGGUAAAUCGUAGGUCACACCAAAUGAAAAUAGAUAAAACGCAAAUUGCGGUUUUAUAUAUUGCAACACACCGGUCUGUCGUUUCAAUUGGUUACUUUGUGAUGUCGUCGUCGAGAAUCAAGUGUCGUCGUCUUUUAUAAAGUUUUAUUAAGAUAUCCAGAGAAUCCACUUACUUACGUGAUUUACUUCCUAAAUAUAUGUGUCGAAAAAGUGGCUUAUCGUGAAAUUUGUUUUGUUGUGGACUGAACUAGAUUUGAGAUAAGUUUCUAAUUUUAGUCAUCCUACUAAGAAAAGUGUAUUAAUGAUGACCGAAAACAGAAUUAGUGCAAUAAAUCACGUCGGAAACAGUAUAAAUAAUCAGAAAGGAGAUGUUGAUAAAACUGUUGAUGACAUGGGAUGGAAAUCAAAAUUAAAACUGCCGCCUAAAGAUGGAAGAAUAAAAACCAGUGAUGUAACAGACACAAGAGGAAAUGAGUUUGAAGAAUUUUGCCUCAAGAGAGAAAUCCUUAUGGGUAUUUUUGAAAAAGGAUGGGAAAAGCCAUCACCUAUUCAAGAGGCUUCAAUACCCAUUGCUCUCAGUGGUAAAGAUGUACUUGCUAGGGCCAAGAAUGGGACUGGAAAAACGGGUGCAUAUUGUAUUCCAGUAAUAGAACAGGUGGAUCCUAAAAAAGAUUGUAUCCAAGCUUUAAUUGUGGUACCAACAAGAGAAUUAGCAUUACAAACUUCACAAAUCUGCAUUGAGUUGGCAAAACACACUGAUAUACGUGUGAUGGUGACAACAGGAGGCACAAACCUCAGAGAUGACAUCAUGCGUAUAUACCAAAAUGUUCAAGUGAUAAUUGCCACACCUGGCCGUAUUAUUGAUCUCAUGGACAAGCAAGUAGCUAAAAUGGACCAGUGUAGAAUGUUGGUACUUGAUGAAGCUGACAAACUUCUCUCUCAAGACUUCAAAGGCAUGCUAGACUUGGUUAUCUCAAGAUUACCAAAAGAACGCCAAAUCUUGCUAUUCUCAGCCACUUUCCCAUUAAGUGUAAAACAGUUCAUGGAAAAACAUCUCCGGGAACCAUAUGAGAUUAACCUGAUGGAGGAACUAACACUGAAAGGAGUCACACAAUAUUAUGCAUUUGUACAAGAAAGACAAAAAGUGCACUGUUUAAAUACACUCUUUUCAAAGGUACAAUUACAAAUUAACCAAUCAAUAAUAUUUUGCAAUUCGACUCAGCGCGUGGAGUUGCUCGCCAAGAAGAUAACAGAGUUGGGCUACUGCUGCUACUACAUCCAUGCGCGGAUGGCGCAAGCGCACAGGAACCGCGUGUUCCACGACUUCCGCGCGGGUUUGUGCCGCAAUCUCGUAUGCUCAGAUCUGUUCACGCGCGGUAUCGACGUGCAAGCCGUGAACGUCGUCAUCAACUUCGACUUCCCGCGCAUGGCCGAGACGUAUCUGCACCGCAUCGGGCGGUCGGGCCGCUUCGGCCAUCUCGGUAUCGCCAUCAAUCUCAUCACGUACGAGGAUCGGUUUGCUCUCCACCGUAUCGAGCAGGAACUCGGCACGGAGAUAAAGCCGAUCCCGAAGGUAAUCGACCCCGCCCUGUAUGUGGCGCGCGUCUGUGAAGAAGAUGACGGCGCGGACAAGUAACGCCGCCGCCUUUCGAUGACUACAAAAACAAUUUGUAAAAAGUGUAAUGAAUUUAUUAUAACAAAAUGUGAGUGUAUAUAGUUUAUCGUGAUAUAAGACACUGACCUUUGAGAAGGUUACUUUUUUAAAGUGUAUAUAAACAAACAUCGGGUCUCGUGAAAGGUACCCCGGACGCUCUUUGUCCAUAUUGGAUUCUGUGCGUGGUUUCCUAUGAUUGUUAAAAAGUAAAAAUAUUUAUCAGAACACCUAUUGUGUGAGUCUAUCUAGAUUUGUAUGUGGAUUUAAAAUAAAUUGUGGUAGACUUUCAGCUUUAAAAUUAAGUCCUAUCCAUAUUGUUAUGAUUUGAGCUAGCGCCAGUUUUAUUUCAUGUUGUAAUAACAUUCAAAUUAAUAUCACUUCAAAAUUUCUGUUGUAUGGGUAGGUUAUAAGUCUAGCUCAAAUAUGCAACGUUAAAAAAAUUAAAACAGAUUCUUGCUGUCAGUGUUUAAAGCAUUGUUUCCCUCCGCUUGAAACAAUGCAUUGUAUGUCAAGCCGUUGUUAUUACUAAGCCAGGUUAAACAUCUAGAGUUGGAGAGAGAGAGGAGUAAAUGUAACUCUUAACAAAUUGAGAUGUUGUGAAAAUUUAACUACAUUUAUGGAUAUAACCUGGUUUCACUUGUGUGCUUCCUUUAUGUCAUUAAUUAUUGAAGCGGUAAAGUCACAGAAUAUUAAAAUAAAAAUGGCCCUUUGCAACUUGAAUAUCAAGGUUAUCAUUGGGCUUCUAAAGCUUCAAAUUCAGCUUAUGAAGAAUUAAAUUCUGUGACUGUAACAAGGCAGAGGAAUGGUUACAAUUUGUAACGGCUUGCAAAUUGCUCAUUGCUCUGUCUGAGGGAUAAUGGGAGCAUUUGUGUUCAUAUUGUGAAAAUGCUCUCUGGGGUUCUAAAAAUUUGUGGAUUUCGCGUGAAGAGUUGUGCUAUUUGGUCAGCAUAUCUUCAACUCUAUUUAAUGUCAUUUAUUUAUACCAAAAUAGAGACUGCCUUGUCAGUAUUGUUGGGAUUAUUUCAAUAUUUUGUCGAUUCAUUGUUAACUACAUAGUAGACAAAAAAUUUCAAAUCUAUAAGUAGUUAAAUAUGAAAAUCUUGUUUUUUGAAGUAUUUAAAACAUUGUCAAAAUUACAAUCUUUAUCUGUGAUACAUUUCAGUGUGUGAAAGUAAGCCUGGUGAGCUAUUGGGAUAUAACUUCGAUAUUUCGUCUUCCGACAGGUCUGAUUAAUUUAAACGUGUAGGGUCUAGAUGUGGUGAUACAUUAAAUGAGGUACAAAGUAAGAUACAAAAUAAAUUGUGUUAUUUAUACUCAUUUGUGAUCCAGGCACUGACGGAAUUAGCAUAUCAAAGAUAUUUUUCUAUAGGUUACGGUUAAAUCAUGCUCUGAUAAAAAUUUACAUCUCAUUCGACUUAAUCAGAGAUAGGUGCCCUCAGUGUUUCAUCGUAUUAAUUCGCUUCUUAAAUUGGAUAUUCCUAGCAAGGUAAACUUCAAGUUGAAUAGUAUUUAUUUUCGUGAAAAAUUGUUUUAAUUCGAUGAGCCUGUACGGUACCUAGUGACGAAAUACUUGUGAUUCUUAUAUUGUUCUCAUUAUUUAUGUUAAUUUACUAGUUUAAAGAAAAAUAUAUUGUUGUUGAGAGUGGGCCAAAAAAUAAACUCUUCACAUUAAAA